AAGAUUUCCAUCACUGAGUUGCAACAGAGCUGUGAAUUCUUGGUCUGACGAGUACCGUUGUUUUUCUUCAGUUAGAUAAACAUCGCGGGAGGUUUCAACCAAUCAGAUCACUCAAAAAAAAAUCUUAUUUACUUCAGAAAUGACAGUAACCUCUUGUGCAAAAAGGCAGUCGUGAACGGGCUUUUCACAGUUAUUCUUCGCUUUCAAAUUCAGUCAUGCUAAUGUGCAAUAAAUUAAACGAGCCUUUUUCCACAGAAGACGUUUUGAUAUGUAACAGGAUUCGGUGGUGCUCUGCGAUGGCUGCUGUUUCCCACGAUGUCAGUAACAUUAUGAAUCAUUAAUUCAAUUUGGAGGAAAACCCACCUGACACCAGAGACCAGCCAGUGCUAAUAAAGCUUUAUAGGGAGAAAAAUAAACCAGUAUCAUCAACAUAUUCCUCAGAGCUCAGCUGGUAAUCAGCUGGUCUGUUAUCACAGCACAUGUUAGCUGAGUCCUGUGUUACGCAUUAAACACAAUAAAGAAGGUUAGCAUAUGUGUGAGUGCAUUUAACUCACACUAGUUUCUGUCAUCCUCUCUGUCACGAGACAUCAUUGUGUGUGUGUGUGUGUGUGUGUGUGUGUGUGUGUGUGUGUGUGUGUGUGUGUGUUAAUAUACACCAAAACUUUCCCCAUGAGUAGUAAGUUAUCUGAAACCACAGUUGGACAGAUACCAAGUGACCCCGAACAUCUGUAAUCCUGCUGAGUUACAGCUGACUAACACGGACCUUAAAGACAUUUCAGACAAAGGAACAAUUCUUUGUUUCAAAAUAAGACAUAGAAAGAUCAGAACAGGCCAAGAGUGACCGAAGGUGUCAGUCUCACACCUACAGAUACUGUAAAUAUGUGUCUGUAGUUGUUUUUAGUUGGUUCGAAAUUAGUCUGGGGUGCUUUUUAUUCUAUCGAUUGACAGUAACAUUACGUCUGCAACACUAAAGUGAGGAAACCUGAAGUUGUUGUGGACUUUUAAAAAGCUGCAACACCACAAGCGUCCCUGCUAACUCACUUCUGGAAGCUGUAUGUUUGUUAGUGCUUGUAAGGUUAGACAGAUGAAGUGCUCUUGAAUUUAUUUUAUGGUAAUUUACGAUGGCAUUGGUUCAUAGUCAGUCAGAAACAGUUUCAUAGAGAUCAAAAUUAAUGUAAUAUGAUGGCUUUAUAAUAGGGCGGGGCCGAUGAGGUGUGGUCAUUUUCGCCUGUUGGUAGGUGGGCCAACAGGGCCUAAGCUUUACCUGUGUGCCCAGUUUGGCUGCUCCUGAUCGUGCAGGAGGAGUUUGUGGGCCGAUAUGAUAGUAAGAUAUUUACAGCGUGGUGCAAAAACACUCUGGUUUGGUCUUUAUGGGCAGCUUAGAUUUUAAUGAAGCCUAACGUUGGCUUUAAAAGCACGGCUGCUUUGAUUGGCCAGUCCCAAUGACCUCCAACGUCAUACUGAGAAACUCCAACCAACUAACCAUCAUUUGAGCUCUUCACGUGUUCUUGAGUGGACCGGCCAAACUCUGUAUGCAUUCAGACGUUCUUUAGUCACUUGUCCCAAGUCUCUUCCAGGGUCCAUUGUGUUGUUCUGCAGGGGAGAUGUGGAUGUGACAGGCCGGGGGAAAAUUUAUUCAAGUCGUAACAAAAACACACACACACACGGCUAAGAGAAGAUAACAAGUAAAUCGCCAUAAUUUUAUUAUUUAUUUCCUCUCUUAUCGAGGUUUGUUUGGUUAUUUAUUUCUCUCUGUCUGUUGUCUUCAAUGAGUUAAACAAUGCAAGAAGAUUACCACACUAUCUCGCAUUAUUUCCUUUUCAAGCUGCACACGUUUUAUGUACGGUUGUGCAUGUAGUGCCGAGUGUGUGUUUACGGGUGUGUUUGUGUGUGCGUUUUAAUUCCUCUGCUGGGGAAGAGAGGAUGUGUUCAUUAUCGUCCUGUCCCAGCCUUGUCCCUUUAACAGUAAUUGGAGCGAUAUUAAUUGCAGCGUGGUGGCUGGUUGAUGGUAGCACCAUGAUGCUGCACUGAUACGGCCCUUCUUUCUUUCUUUCUUCUUUUUUUUUCCCUCUUCCUCUCCUCCUCACAAACUAACUGCCGGGUGAGUAAGACGGGGGAGGGAGGGGGUGAGGAGGAGGGGUUGGGUGAGAGAGUAAGGGAGAGAGAUAGCCCCUCUAUCAGCUCCGGAGCAGGCGCUGUCUUUAUCAGGAGCACGAUUGGCAAAAAGGAAACUUUGACCGGUCUGAAUUUUUCUCUUAUCGUCAAGCCCCCCCUCCCCUCCCCUCCCCCUUCCUCCUCCUCCUCCUCUCCACCUCCCCUUCCUCCCUCCCUCUUUCCCUCCCUCCAUCCAUCCACCUUCCCUUCCUAUGGUCUCUCCAUCACCACUAACAAUCCCGCUAGUCCCUCUCUCCUCUCCAUUCUCCACCUCCUGGAGAGCGUGCAUCUCCCACUCUUUUCCCUCCAUCUUUUCAUUGUUUCUUCUUCUUCUUUGUCUUGCAUGUCACGGCCGGACUGGAGUUGCUGUCAAGCGCUGCUCCUGUUCGUAUGAAACAUUUGCCAUGUAUGUGACGCGGGAUGCUGAGAAGAGAUGACCUAGAGCUAAGUGAUGAAGGUGGCGACAGCAGUGUGGUGACAGUAAGAGACCUCUCUCCAGACACAGUAUGGGGCCCCUACCCAGGAAUUGUCCAAUCACAGAGCAGCACAGAUGAGCCGGAGACCGAGAACACUCGGAUGACUGUCGUGUGUGAAGAUCCAGAUUGUUGGAUUAGUCGCCUCCCUCUGACCUCCGACGCCUCUGCAGCAAACUGCUCGAUCUACAGCCAAGGCGAGGAGUUGUUCUGUAAGGUGAUGAAAGAGCUUACGGUCGGCGAAAGGCUUUUGGCGGUCGUGUCUCCCAUUCCUCUGGGCUCCUCCUCUCCGGUGGCCCAAGGCUCUCCUCCACUGAGCCUCGUCACCCACAAACAACCUGUGGUGAAGGAGGAGCCGUCGUACCCGGCGGCGCUGCGCUCAGAGAUCCAGCUCCUCCCGCAGCAAGCUGGCAUGGCAGCAAUCUUGGCUACUGCUGUUGUCAAUAAGGACAUUUUCCCCUGUAAGGACUGUGGGAUCUGGUACCGUAGUGAGAGGAACCUGCAGGCCCAUCUUAUGUACUAUUGUGCCAGCCGUCAGAAGCAGCCAGCUGCAGCUUCCUCCCCUCCACAAGACAAACCCAAGGAGUCCUACCCCAAUGAACGCAUCUGCCCCUUUCCACAGUGCAACAAGAGCUGCCCCAGUGCCAGCUCACUCGAGAUUCACAUGCGCACACACAGUGGCGAGCGUCCAUUUGUCUGUCUCAUCUGUCUGUCAGCAUUCACCACUAAAGCAAACUGUGAGCGCCACCUUAAGGUCCAUACGGACACCCUGAACGGGGUGUGUCACGGCUGUGGGUUCGUCUCCACCACGAGGGACAUCCUCUACAGCCAUCUGGUCACCAGCCACAUGGUUUGCCAGCCUGGAUCUCGCAGUGAGGUGUACUCUCCGGGGCCAGGUCUACCUAAGUUACCCCUGUCCAUUGGUCUGAGUCCGGGAGACUCUGGUGUUGUGCUGAAGUGUCAAGUUUGUGGCCACAACGCUGACUCACCUGCUCAGCUCCAGCAACAUGUACGAACUCACCUGGAGGUCAGGGUCCCAGCUGAAAGGAGCCCUACUCCACGUCAAAGUACCCCAUUGUCGGUCGACCACCCCCAGCCGUCUCCCCAGGAGAAGGAGCCCCUGGCUUCAUCCAGUCCAGGCACAAACGGAGGCUCAGCCACUCCUCGAGACUGCAGUCCUGCUGAUGACCAGAUCAUGGAGUUAAAGAUCAAAGAGGAGCCUCAUUCAGAUUCAGACACAGAAGAGCAGAAAAUGGAAAUUAAGGAGGAUGGAGAGGAGGAGGAGGAGGAGGAGAUGGGUGGAGAGGAGGCAGAUCAAGAGGCAGGAGGGAACAUAAAAGAGGCGCAAACAACCUCCUCCAGCCACACAUCGAACUCGCCGAAGAGUCCAGCUACAACAACAGUGAAGGCAGAACCCACUAGUCCCACCCCUGGUUCUAGCCCCGCCCAUAUGGGAGGUGCAGGCUCAGUUGUUCCAGGAGGAGCGCUGUUCCUGCCUCAGUACAUGUUUAACCCCGAGGCAGCCAUCUUGCCUCAGGCCUCGGAGAUCCUGGCUAAAAUGUCAGAGAUGGUCCAUAGUCGCUUAAAGCAAGGCCAGACGGUCGCCCAGAACAACGCCGCAGCCUUCUUUCCUUCUGGACCGACUGCACCCACGGCAACAGCCACUCCACCUCACAAAGGAGCUACCUGCUUCGAGUGCGAUAUCACCUUCAAUAACAUCAACAAUUUCUAUGCACACAAGAGGCUUUAUUGCUCAAGCAGGCAUCAAGGCGAAGGUGCAUCCUCAGCCUCGGGCCCCGCAUUGACUAGAGACGCAGCCUCGACCGCCGCGCCUUCUGCUGGGACACGCGGCUCAUCUGCAUCUCCUCAGGGCGGAGCAUCAAGUAGGGCCGCCUCUGCUUCGCCGUCUGACUCCGAGCCUCCUGCAGGAAGUGGAGCAGCAGAAUCCAGGAGGGUGCUGGAGGUGAAGACUGAACCUCCAGCGGGGAGAGAGGGAAUCUCGUCCUCUUCUGAAGGGGAAGGCGCUGGUACGAGUGUGGGAGGAGGAGGAGGCGGAGGAGGACGAGCAAGUGAAGGCAGCCAGAGUCCUGCUAGCGGUUCUGCAGAGGACCUUGACGACGAUCCCAACAGAACCUUCUGCGAAGCCUGCAACAUCCGUUUCAGCCGUCACGACAACUACACUGUCCACAAACGAUUCUACUGUGCGUCGCGCCACGACCCGUCCAACCAGAGAGCCGUACACAUGGCCAAGACCACCAACACAGCUGCCUUCAUUCCACAGCCCAUCCGAACACGCAAAAGAAAGAAGAUGUAUGAGAUUCACAUGGCAAGGACCGAGGCGUUAGCUAACGCUGCCGCCGCUGCUGCAGCAGCAGCAGCCACUGCCGCCGCCUCUGCUCCAUCCCCCUCGGUUCUGGGCUUGGUAGUAAAGCAAGAAUCCUCUCCCAGUGGUGCAGGCGGCUCAAGCCCUGAAGGAGAUGGCCCAAUCGACCUGAGCAAGAGGCCCCGUCUCAGAGAGGCUCCACGGCACAGCGGCAGCGGCGGCGGCAGUAGCAGCAUUCUCCCAGCUCUCCCUCUCACCGACUACCACAAGUGCACAGCCUGCAGCAUCAGUUUCAACAGCAUUGAGAACUACCUGGCUCAUAAAACAUACUACUGCCCUGCCACCACCCUCCAACCCCACACUUUGGAGCAGCUUCACAGGCUCAAGAGAUCAGCCUCCACCUCUCCAAAAAGCAGGCCUCAGCAGGAUCGUCCGGAUCUCCUGCACCCUGUGGAGAAUAAAGCUCACCCAGCUGAGUGGGUGGCCCAGGCUCAGGGCACGUCAUCCAGUCCUCACACCUCUGCCUUACCCGCCUCUGACGCUGCAUCUCCUUCACAUACAAAUACGACACUUGCAGCCUCUCCAGGAGCUGGAGCCAAAAGCGUGGUCGCAGCUUCUGCUCAGAUGGUCUGCCCAUACUGUCCCAACAGGCCCAUUGCUGGUGACUUGAUGGAGCAUUUCAAGACUACCCACGGGCUGGUUGUAACCAUUCAGCCACCCCAGGAGACUCUGCCCCAUCCGGGCAGAACAGCAAGCCGCAGCCCGAGCCUGAGUCCCAGGGACGGAGCCGCUGCAGCGACUUCAGCCACUCCAACCAACCAGGCCAGACUUGUCUCCCGAGUUCACAGAGACAGCAUCAACGGGCAGGCUAGGAGUGGUACAGCUUCUCCUGUUUCACCCCUGGUGAACGGCAGCCCCUCCGCCGGGGGCGGAUCACCGUUAGCCAGUUCUCCUCUGCCUGUGUCUCCCCCAAGAGCUCCGUCUCUGACUUUGUCACCUGUGCCUGAGAUCCUGAGAGAGAAGCUGGGAUCGUCACAUGUUCCGGACAAGGCCGCCCAGACUGUGGCCUCCCACCCGAUCCCUGUACCUAGUGUCAGUCCUAAAACCACCCCGGUCAUCUCCCCUGUCCAGAACGGUAACUCGCGCUUCUGUCGGCUGUGCAACAUCAAGUUCAGCAGCCUCUCCACGUUCAUAGCUCACAAGAAAUACUACUGCUCUUCCCACAGUGCCGAACACGUUAAGUGAGCUAAGACACUUUUGAUCUUUCCCUUCCCUUUCAUCUUUCUGAGCAGAGGUUGUCCUUCACUAAGUUUUAAAUGGCUCAGAGGGUCCUCCUCCUCCCCCGCCAGCGUCCCACAUAGGUGCCAAAACGGUGCUCGGCUGGCAUCACCACGAAUGACAGUGAACGACUGUUACUCACCUGGCAGGGCCUGAUGCCUGGCUCCUCCAGAGCAGAAUUCCCAGGUGGUGUUACUCACAUACAGAAACUGAUAUUCCUCCCAUGGGUCAAAGUGUGUAGUACACUAAGAGCUGAGAAACAUGCUACCUGCACGCUGGUGUGCCCUCGUCCCGAAGAUCACUCUUUGUACACCAGUCGCUGAUUCAACACUUACCACGCCCUCGCCUCACAGUAGUGUUAUUAUGGGACGCUAAAUAGAUGUAUGUCAACAGCCCUUUUUUCUGUCUCUGAACUGAACUUUUCAUGGCAGUAAUUCCAUUCUGACUGAUGGUGAUGAUGAUGAUGAUGAUGAUGAUGAUGAUAGUGCAUUUCCAGUGUUUCCCCGCCCCCUGAGCUCUUUUACGUUCCCAGACCUAAACGGAGGAAUCAUUUCUCUUGUGUGGAAAAAAAAAGACUUGAUCAUUGUUGAUGUUUUUAUUAUCUGUGCAUAGUGUAUGAUGUCUGAAAAGAAAAGAAUUCUAUGCUUUUGGGUUCAACACUGGCUCUUUUCUGCUUACUAGAGAAGCUGAAGCAUUUUAGCUGACACACAGAUAUGUGCUAUCACGAUGUUACUAAUUACUGAAGGAUAAUAUUUCAAAAUGGGACUUUUUUUUUCCUUUCAUACACACAAAUUUUUAUUUUCUCUGUAAAAAAAAUGCAAGGAAGAAGAAAAAAGAUGUGAAAUAUUUAUCUUUUAGUCAUCACUGAUUUCAUGUCAACAGAAAACUACCUACUUAGUGUCUGAGAGUAUUUGUAUUUUUUAUUUGUAUAUUUUUCAUACUGUUGGAAAGAACUGUUUGGAUCUGGGUGUGUUGAAGUGAAUUUUCUAAGUGUAGAUAUGUAAUAUCUUUUCACAGUAAUCACUGGGAUCACACUGAACUUUAUCAUGUUAGUAUUUCUCGUUCUGUUAAUGUGGGCUGUAAUCGAUGCCGUCUGAAAACCAGCACAGCUUUUCUUUUUUUUGUCUUUCUGUUUUUUAACCCCACGAUUCGUACAGAACAGCCGUUUGUUUCCAGACCGUCACGUCCGAACAUUGAAGGGAGCUCGUUGGACACUGCUGCGUUCACACUUUGGUGAGAGUGACGAAGCUUUGCAGAUUUUUAGGUUACACGUAAAAAUCCACAUUUUCAGUAAGAAGUUUGUCUUCAGAUACACACACACACACACACACACACACACACACACACACACACACACACACACAGCUUUACAUUAUUUGUUGCAAACUUCACUCUCAUACUAAGGCAUAUUUAUUAUUAUGAUUGUACUUCUCUCCGGCAAUGAAGGCAUAACAGUGAACAGUCACAUGUUGGUGUAAGACCUCACAAAAGAAAAGCACAUAUAACCAUAUGUUGUGGCUGUGGUGUGUGUGUAUGUGCAUGUGUGUCUCUUAUUUGUGCACAGACACACCAGAUGUUCCCGUGCUGCUGUUGCAGUUGCAAUACAGUGUUACCUAGAACUGUGAAUACUUUUUAUUUUUCCAACUUUGAUGCAAACUAACCUGUAGCCGCCGAGGGGUAAAAAUCUGCAUCUAGAUCACAGCGGUUAUCCUGCCCCCCCCCCCAGCUUCUCUCAGGAUUUUAACUCUAUUCAUUGAGAGCCACUAAAACCAACUCAGACUUCCAAGCGACACUAAAAGUACAGUUUUAUAUAACAGACUGUUAGCAAACCCCACCGCUGGGUCUUCAACAAGAGACAUCUAAAUGUAAAGUAAUAGAACUAAAAUCAUUCCUGGUUUUCAAAGACUCCUUAAAUAUUCAGCCAAAUUUGACUUUUUUGACGGUGUGAGUCGUCCAUCUUUUUAUACAGUCUGUCUUGUGAUCCUGACUCGACUGGUUUGAGGUCUCGUCCACGCAUUAAGUAUUUUCUUACGAUGCAGCUUUUGGCCCCUCGCAGACGGUUCCAGAUGACUGAAAAUGGACCUCAUUGAGAAAUUCAGAAACCAUUUAAUGUCACGAUCCCCCGUGUUUACAUGUUUUUUUUCAUGACUUUAAGCUUGUGGUUAUUUUGCCAACUUGUUGGUUUGGCAUGCUCUUUACAGCACUUGGAUUUUGUUUUUGGAUUUAAUGCAGACACAAGCCCACGUAUGUGGGAACUAGAGCUGUAGUAGAAUUUGGACCUGGUCCGAUUGAUUGGUGUCCAGGAGCUGCAAAGAUAUUAAUGGAACAGGUGUAAUAUCACCAAGAAAGCAUUUUGUGCGUCCAUCCACACUGAAGGGGUUUUUCUGCAGGGAAGCAGUGGAUCACCUGGUUUUAAGCAUCUUCAGCUGUUUACACAUUCAGGGGGAAAACAUGCACCUAACCACAACCUGGGUGGCUAAAGAAGCAUCAUAUUGGGGGUCAGUGGUCACUGGAAGAUUCUCAUAAGCAACCUUUAAAGAUGUAAGAAACAUGGCAAAGCAGUUAUUUACAUCCUGCAGUCACAGCAAGAUUAGAAAACUAAAAGCAUAACCCUUUUUUAAUGCUGUGUUCUUCUUCAGAAUCUCCUCAGAAACUUUUUUUUCCCCCUCUAAAUAUCCACAUUUUUGUAGUUGGUCUCUGAGACACUGGACCAAACCAGUAACGUAACACAGUGUAGAACAAAAUGAUCGACCAGUGCAGUUUUAAAGGAUACGUAUACCGACUUGGUGGUUUCCAUACUUUGCCUUUAAAACGUAAGAUUAUAUUAGAUAAAUUCAUUUUUCAUAAUCCCAGUUCUUUUUAAAUGUAGAAGACAUUACCUACUCCUGUUUGGCUUAGAGCACCAGUGUACCAGACUCAUCGCACUGCUGUUUACAGCUGUGGUCUUAAAAGUAGAGAGAAGAACAGGCCGUGAGCCACUUUUUCACUGCAGGAACUUUACAGGAACCUUUGGAGGAGCUCAGGGUGUUUUCACUGUUGGGACUAGGGUCUAAAUGAAGUUCUAGGGUUUUUGUUUGUUUUUUUUAAACUCUGAAAGUCCCAGUUCAGGAGGUAGCCCCACCCCCAAAAUUCCUGAGCUUUUUUGGGGGUGGGUACUUGCUUUCUGAACUUUUCUGAUUGGUCAACUAUUCCUAACAUUUUAAGCUAGUCUAUGUCAGCAUCUGCAAAAGCUUUUAAAAUAAUUUUGCUUUAAUUUUGGUCGAGCAUUUCUCGACCUUGCCGCUACAGCUCAUCUCUUUUCCUGCGUUGCCUUCAGUGACUGUUUGCAAAGUUGUAAAUCACGAGCAAUAGCAGUAUAGUUGAAUCUCUUCAACGCUGACUGCUGUUAUGUAGUCCCCUGUCCCUCACAUUACAUGCCAUUGUCGUCUGCGUUGUUGUAUAGUCUGCAGUUUGGGGAAUGAUGUGUAAAUGCAAGUUUCCUCGCAUCCAUGCAGAGGCCUGACUUUCUUAAUCGUCACAGGUCCUCACACCGCGGUGGAAAUGCAGAAACCCAAUGAUCUAAUGAACCUUUUAGUUCCUUGAACAACGUUCCUGGCACUAAAGGUUUUUGGUAGUUUUGUGGAAAUCAUAGCUGCAGUCAUGUCACCUAGUUACAAAUGGAGGAACUGAGUGCUGAGAAACCACCCUUAGAUCUUGCCGCCUUUUUGUUGCACUGUUGUAUAAAAACGUGCUGAAUGUUUUAGUUUUAGCUGCUUUUUUUUUUUUUUUUGGUAACGUAUUUAUGUUUUACGGCACUUUUUCCCGUCCAGAAUGCAUCCUAGCUCUACCUUGAAGGACGUUUCUGAAAGAUUUUAAACCUUGAAUAAAACCUUUCUUUGUUUAAUUGUAAACCUUUUUUUAAUGAUUUCUUUCAUGUCUGUAACGGAGAAAAUCACAAUGAAUGUCAACACUUUUAUGUCCAUAUUUUUCAUUUCAGUUCCACUACACUCAUCCAAACUAUGCAUGGGAAAUAAAAAAAAGUUCUGAGAGACACUGAUGAGAA
Messenger RNA from Oreochromis aureus, 10270 nucleotides. RefSeq names its product zinc finger protein, FOG family member 1 (gene zfpm1). Gene Ontology annotation, cellular component: nucleus. Gene Ontology annotation, biological process: megakaryocyte differentiation; negative regulation of transcription by RNA polymerase II; erythrocyte differentiation. Lineage: Eukaryota; Metazoa; Chordata; Actinopteri; Cichliformes; Cichlidae. The coding region runs from base 2575 to 6195 and encodes 1206 amino acids. The record is from RefSeq and is a predicted model, not a curated record. The transcript is spliced from 7 exons. Gene Ontology annotation, molecular function: RNA polymerase II-specific DNA-binding transcription factor binding.